AUGCUAUAUAUUCGUAUAUCCGAAAAUGACUUUGUGAAGAGUUUAUUCGAUCGUUUAUUUUCUCGUCAUGAUCUUGAUUUAACAUUUUCAGUACAAAUUCUAAUUGAGCUUUAUGUUCGUUGUUCAUUUAUAUAUCUUUCUGAUUUAUUUACAUCAUCACAACAAUUAUCAAAUUCAUAUGAUUUAUCUGAUGAUUAUUUUCGUACAUGGUUUGAUAAAGAUGAUUUAAUGAUAUGA
Molecule: messenger RNA, 237 nt
Organism: Rotaria sp. Silwood2
Lineage: Eukaryota; Metazoa; Rotifera; Eurotatoria; Philodinida; Philodinidae
Source: the annotation of a GenBank genome assembly